This is a messenger RNA of Guyanagaster necrorhizus, 1732 nucleotides long. RefSeq lists its product as uncharacterized. Bases 173 to 1519 code for a protein of 448 amino acids. Lineage: Eukaryota; Fungi; Basidiomycota; Agaricomycetes; Agaricales; Physalacriaceae. The record is from RefSeq and is a predicted model, not a curated record. The transcript has 5 exons.
UCUAAAUACGAAGGUUUGAAGGUGCACUCUUCUCUUUGCCUUUGCCUAGACCUUGCCUUGUCUGAAGGGACACGGUAACACUUGUUGUCCCUCGCCGGUAAUACCUUCGGCUUUCGCUUAUUGUUAACGGUUACUUCCUCCGACCCUGUUUCCAUCUAUCCUACUACCAUCAAUGGACGCCGACCUCACCCUCGAUACUGAAAACCUACCAGCCUAUGAUACUGACUUGUCCUUAGCGUCCCCAUCGUACUCGGCUCACCCCGGACUUACUGAAGUUAGUCUCCAUCCCGAGCCGUUUUCCCCAGAGAUAUCUUCCUCUACGCACCAUUGGUCAUGCGAAACGAAACACAUGAAGAUUGAUUUAGGCCCUCACAUAUGGGGGCUUACUUCUCCAAGCUACGGACUUGGCGGAACAGUAGUGGGCAGCGUCAAGUUUUUGGAGCAACGCCAGCAUGUUGAACAAGUCACUGUUUCGUUCGAAGGCCGUCUAACGACUUUCCGCCCUUAUCGGGGCACCAAUAGCGACGCCACUUCAUCUUUAGUUUCGCGUACUUUCCCAUUGUACACCUCCUGUAUGGGAUGCGUAUUCGAUUGGGACGCAGAACAUCAUUUCUCGAUACCUAUUCCCACUGAAAUCAAUACUCCCGGUGGAGGUACCGCGCCUACACCUCCUUCAUUUAACUGUUAUUUCUAUGGCUCCGCACUGGAGGUCACCUAUACCAUAAAGAUUGAUAUGAUCCAUAAAGGAAACCUAAACAAUCUACGUCGACAUGAAACAAAAGCGAUACCCGUUUAUUAUUUACCAAAGACGCACCCAGUGAACCCACCUCUUUCUACUAUUCCCCGACCCUCUCGACUGAGCGACGAAACCGAUAUCUAUCUGCACUGGUUGGAUCGCGUUCACACAGUUGCUGCAACUCCAUCCUGGACAAACACUAAAUGUAAAUCGGACCUAGACCGCUUUAUGAAAGCAGUAUAUGUUUCGAUACCCACCCCUCAGCGAUUCUCCGCUGGCGACGACAUACCCUUUGCCGUCAGCCUUUUAUUUUCCAAAGAGCCUUACUUUGCAAAGUUGCUCACCCGCUCUAUACGGGUUGUGCUACUUAAACGUAUCUCCUUCGGAUCGAAGAAGACCUUCAAUUCGAAACCGGAAGAACACGAUGAUUCAAACCACAGCGAGUGGGUCCUCACCUCUGGCCAGCUGAAAUACCAGAAUGAGUUUGCAGAGGGUGUACGGUUACUGCGAGGAUAUGUUAAAGCCGGUGGAACGGGAAAGGAAAGCUCGUGGAUGGUUGACUGUGUCGGUGUUCAGUACGUUAUACGCGUCACCAUCAUACCCCCAAAGAAUCUGGCGGAGCACUUACCCACCUUUCACCACGAAGAGAUUGUGGAAUUGACCACGGACCAUUGGGGCCCUUCCCCACAACCUGUUAUCAACGGUAUCCCAACUCCGGCUGUUGGGUUAGCGAGUGACCCGCAGUCCAAUUGGAUUGGGAAUACCGUCUACGCUGUUGUAUGAAUGUGAUGACAUUAAUUGAUAAGGAUUUACCGUGCUACUAAAUUUAGCUAUCUCGGUACAAAACUGAUCUUGAAAGUUGGAAACCUUUGUCCACUUGGACCCACUGCAUGACGAUCGUUGCAUGUCUUGAGUUUGGGCAGCGAUUAUCAUCAGGUGUCCGUGGCUAACAGCUGGGUUCAGCGGUAGCCCUUUGACUUUUUUCAAAGCAAAGGC